This is a messenger RNA of Pyrus x bretschneideri (Chinese white pear), 2972 nucleotides long. RefSeq names its product UDP-glucose iridoid glucosyltransferase-like. The record is from RefSeq and is a predicted model, not a curated record. Lineage: Eukaryota; Viridiplantae; Streptophyta; Magnoliopsida; Rosales; Rosaceae. Gene Ontology annotation, molecular function: UDP-glycosyltransferase activity. The transcript is spliced from 2 exons. The coding region runs from base 920 to 2269 and encodes 449 amino acids.
UUCAACAAGGACAAGCAAUGAAGCAACUUAUCGUAAUGUCUCCAAGUUAAAAUAUGUUAAAAAAAUCCACCAACCAAUGCUAGGAAUCACAUGCAUAUCUCCAAAAGGAAAGUUCUAUAGAAAAGACAAUUCUACUAAUUAUGUAUGAAAUGUGCAUGUUAAAAAAUUGUUAUAUUAUUAGUGAGAAACUUUACUACUUACAUAUUCGAACGUAGUCUAAUAUUUUAGUAGAUAUAUAGUGUGUUAGAUUUGUAACCAUGCAACCUAAGAUCCAAAACUUUCCCCUCCUCUAAACUAAUGUAACAAUUUUGAAUUAUUUUCUCCUCUAAAUAAUAAUAAAUUUGAAAAAAAAAAAAAAUCGCCUAUAUAAGCUCGUGUACACCAUCAUGAUAUUCUGUACCAAUAAUUUAAUAUAAUUUAAGGAAGUUAAAAGUCGUGGCAUCGUAUAAUUCAUUUGUGAUCCUAGGAUGAGAAAAUUUUAGUUGUGACAUGAAUACAAAUGGUACACCACGUGUUUUAAUAAGAAUGGUGAAAAAUUUUAUUUUUUAAGUUAUUAACAUUUUAGCACACAUAUCCCACCAUUUGCAUAGUGACACGUGGUGUACCACCCUGUGUACCGGUAAAAAUCUCUCUGCCGGGAUGGUACAUUGGGGAUGUUAGCAAGCCCUCACAUUAUUCACCAACAACAAAAACACGUUUAUGGCCUGCAAAAUAAUUUCUCUGCAUUUCUUAUGAAAUAAAUUAAAGAAGCGUUAAGAGCCAUUUCCAGGGUUAAUGUAUGUACUCUCCUCUAUAAAAGCUCCAAGGGUUUCAAUGAAGCAAUCAAAGAUAUAGAAUUCCAAUUACUGUAACGUUUAGUGUGUGUGUGUGUGUGUGUGCGCGUGUCUCCAAGAGAGAAGUGAAAGAGGGAAGGAGGGAGAUGGAAAAGGAAACACAGAGUAACAGGUUGGUCUUAUUCCCAUGUCCAUUACAAGGUCACAUAAGUCCAAUGCUUCAGCUGGGUUCCUUCCUUCACUCAAAGGGCUUUUCCAUCACUGUUAUUCACACCCAAUUCAACUCCCCUAACCCUUCAAACCACCUGGAUUUCACCUUCUUUCCAAUACAAGAUGGCUUGACUGGUGAAGAGAUCUCAUCUGGGAAUUUAGUAGCCAUUCUGCUGGCUAUAAAUGCUAACUGCAAAGUGAGUUUCCGACAACGCUUGGCUCAAGUUAAGGAACAGGAACCCGAGAACAAAAUCACAUGCGUUAUCCAUGAUGACCUUAUGUACUUCACUAAAGCUGUAGCUAAGGAUCUAAACAUCCCAAACAUCAUGCUACGAACUACCAGCGUUACAAAUUUUCUAGCUCGUACUGCUGUCCUACAACUUCGUUCAAAAGGUCACAUCCCAUUCCCAGACUCUCAGUCACUGAGUCCGGUGCCCGGGUUUCAUCCCCUUAGGUUGAAAGAUCUACCCACCACCAACUUUGACACAUUCGAAAAGUACUCAGAACUAGUCGUUAAUGCAUGCGAUGUUAGGACGGCUUCAGCAAUCGUUUGGAACACCACUGAUUGUCUCGAACAAUCAUCACUAGCACAGAUCCAGCAACAAUGCCCAGUUCCAAUGUUUUCCAUAGGUCCUUCUCACAAGAUUGAAGCAGCAGCUUCUAGUAGCUUACUAGAAGUGGACACCAGCUGCAUUGCGUGGCUCGACAAGCAAUCUAACAACUCGGUUAUCUAUGUAAGCUUGGGAAGUGUGGCAUCCAUCAGUGAGAAAGAGCUCACCGAAAUGGCUUGGGGAUUGGCUAACAGCAAGCAGCCUUUCUUAUGGGUGAUAAGACCUGGCUCAGUAAGUGGUUCAGAUGGGAUUGAGCAAUUGCCUCAAGGUUUCAUAGAAGCUAUUGGAGAACGCGGUUACAUUGUAAAAUGGGCACCCCAGAGGGAAGUUUUGUCCCAUCGUGCGGUCGGAGGGUUUUGGAGCCACUGUGGUUGGAACUCAACGCUAGAGAGUUUGUCCGAAGGGAUUCCAAUGAUAUGCCUGCCGUCUUUUGGCGAUCAGAAGGUGCAUUCAAGGUAUGUUAGCCAAGUAUGGAAAGUAGGGCUACAUUUAGACAACGAGUUAGAGAGAGGAGAGAUUGAGAGAGCUGUCAGGAAACUGAUGGUAGAUGCUGAUGGGGAGGUGAUGAGGGUUAGGGCCAAGGAUUUGAAGGAGAAAAUAGACGUUUCUUUAAGGAAUGGUGGUUCUUCCUACAAAUUCUUGAAUAAGCUUGUAGAACUUAUCAUGUCACUUUAAUUAUGUGUUUUUUACCAUAACCUUAAAUAAAGUUUCCUGCAGAUGGAUGCAAGAAAGAAUUUCUUUGAGUCCACCUCAACUUUGAAUAAAGUGUCCUAUUGUUAUGCGUUAGUUGGUAACACAAAUCCAGAACUUUAAGGAAUAGAGCAUGUUGAUAUGAUUCCGAAUCCGAACCAAUCAAGAAACUUUUUUUUGUCGCCAGAUAUACACAACAUUGUGUCUGUAUAUAUUCCUUGUCACUUUAUUAUAUAGUCAUAGACACAAUUGUAUACAUCCCUACUUGUAAGGUUAUACAUCCCUACUUGUAAGGAUUGCAAAGUUAUACCAGGAGAGAGCUUGUCUAAUCAACAUUGCUUGUUGGUGAUGAAUGUACAUAUCAAAAGAGAGAGAAAAAAGAACAAGACUUGGAAGUGCCCAAGGACUAGAUGGUGGAAUCUAAAAGGAGAAAAACAAGUCAUUUUCAAAGAGAAAGUAAUCACCCAAUGCGUGUGGGAUAGGGAGGGGGAAGCUAGCCAAAGGUGGGAUUUCAUGGCUAGUUGUAUCCGAAAAGUAGCAAAAGAGGUAUUAGGAGAGUCCAAGGGCUUUGCUCCACACCAAAAGGAAUCUUGGUGGUGGAAUGAGGAGGUACAAACAAAGGUGAAGGCUAAGAAGGAAUGUUGUAAAGCCUUAUACAAGGAUAAGAUCGAUGAAAUGGUGAAAGGUA